Molecule: messenger RNA, 2272 nt
Organism: Ruditapes philippinarum (Manila clam)
Lineage: Eukaryota; Metazoa; Mollusca; Bivalvia; Venerida; Veneridae
Exons: 2
Coding region: 1020-2222 (400 amino acids)
Biological process (GO): G protein-coupled receptor signaling pathway
Cellular component (GO): membrane
Molecular function (GO): peptide binding; G protein-coupled receptor activity
Source: RefSeq, a predicted model, not a curated record
AUUGCUACAUCACUCUCUAUCAACGCAAAGAUUAUUAACAUGUGGGGUUCACGAUAACUAUAUCAAAUUCUGAACAUAGAAAUACAUUUAAUCCAAGUCUGAAAAUCGCUGUCAGACAUUUAGCUGUGAAAAAACACACUCUGUGUUGAGAUAAAAGAGAACGUAAAAAUGUGACGAUGCUUUAGGAGUAUACCUUAUUUCUCAGCAGGAUGCUAUGCGGUGUACCUCGGAUAAUGUGAAAACAUAACAAACAGCGUUCGUUUGAAAUGAAAUAAUUGAAGAAUGUAAUUAUUUAGAAACGUUCUAUGUUGGAUUCCAGUAAGAGAUCGGAUAUUGCAAUUAAAAGGGUCAAUUUUAGUGCCAGAAAGAAGCUGUUUUGAGCUAGAAUGUAGCUAGUUCUUUUGAUAAAAGGUCACAGAUGGGAAAAUAUUGAUAUAUUUUUAAUGAUAUUUAUGGAUAUGGAUUUAAAAAUCAAGUAGAAGAUUAUUGAUUGUAUCAACUAUCGUCUAGCUGGGAAUAUACUGGUUUCAAGAGAGUAAAAUACUUGUUUUGGAUUUAAUUAAUAUGCAAACGUACAAUUAUAGAUUUUUUAUGAAAUUUCAUGGAACCAAUUAAUGGGUCUAAACAGAGUUUUUCCAAUAUCGGAACAAGCAAGAGACAUUUUCUGGAUAAAUAUAUUCCACUACAAACGAACAGUGGAAGGAGGAUACACUGGCUGCACAUGUUUCUGUGAGAAACUUAAAAUAAAAAAACGAGAGAUGCUGUUACCACAUGAAGCGUUUAAUGUAUUUUAUGCGGCAAAAAAAGGGAGUGGACUUAAAUCAUAGCAUUAUAGAAAGUAAUAGAUAUUUUAACCGGGGGAAAUGCAGUAUAAAAAAACUUAUAUGUCUGUUUUUAGAAAUGUGAAUGUUUCACAAGAUGACUACAGAAAAUAGAUCGAGUGCACUAGAUAAUUCUACUCUGACAGUUCAAUAUGUUGAUGAAGUUAAAACGUUGCUGUAGCGUUCGACCGCUACCUCAUGGUCUGCCGUCCUCUGAAGAGGAUGACAUUGGGCAAGCAAUACGCGAAGAAAACCUGCAUUGGAGCUGUAAUGCUUGGUCUGCUGACACAAUGGCCGUCGAUAAUUAUUUACGGAACAUUUGAACUGAUGGUUCCGAUUCCACAACCGAAUACAACACUUACAACUACAAGUGUAUUCGUUCUCGGUAAAACUUGUCUUGUAACAAAUUAUUACUACUACGAAAACCCUACAUUGACCUACGCAUUUCAAGGAUUUCUUUUCGUUGGACAUGUUGUGAUUUUCAGUGCUUUGACAAUUACGUAUAUAAUCAUAGGCAAGAGGCUGUAUAUUUCUUCACAUACUGACAUCGAUUCAGUCGAAAGUAAGUCAGGACUAUUUAAACGCGGACUUUUAUCAGCAAUUACAGGUUCAGUUUUAUGUGGCAGGAGAACAAAGUCAAUAAGUCAAGAUAAUAUAAACACAAAACCAAUCAGGAUAUCUACAUUGAGUGAAGUUUCAAAUGCAAACACAAGGUUCUCAACAUUAUCAUCUGACAGUGAGGCGACGGGCAUUAUGCAGGGAGUACAGAACCCUGGUGUAACGGGUAACUGGAAAGGUGCAACAGAACAACUUCAAGGCAAUGACUCUGAGAAAUACACUGGCAAACGCAAUUCUUGUACUUACUCUGUGGCAAACCGCAAAGUAGAUUUAAAAUUAAAUGAGAUUUCAACAGAUUUACAAGGAAAAGAUCAUUCAUUUAAUAUCACGCGCAAUAGUAAAAUUUCAAUUAGGUCCCAGCGUCAGUUAUCACAACCGAAUGCGACUCGUAGGUCCUCAGACUCGCCUACAACUACAGUGGCGUAUCCUUUUCUACCUAGAAGCAUAAGUAUGGACGGUGCUCAACUGUUCUCUACGUGCUUAGAAAAACCGAAGAAACUGGAUUUAAAAGAGUUAUCACUGAAAAGAAAUACACUUAUCAUGAGGAUGGUAACAUUUACUUUUAUAUUAAGCUACCUUCCAUUUCUAGUCAUCGUCACUUUAAGGUAUUCUAAUCCCGAUAUACCAGGUAAAUUAUCAAGAAUACCAUUAAUUGUCUACCACGUGUUUCUAAGGAGUUACUUUUUCAAUAGUGUAAUCAGACCGUUUAUAUACGCUUGCAUGAACAAGGAAUACCGUUUAUGUGUGCUUCAGUUAUUGCAAAUAAGAAAAUGUGUUAAGUAAACAACUGUAAGACAUGUUUAUCGAAAAGCAAUAAAAUAUUGUUAAAUUUA